Molecule: messenger RNA, 10956 nt
Organism: Symphalangus syndactylus (siamang)
Lineage: Eukaryota; Metazoa; Chordata; Mammalia; Primates; Hylobatidae
Gene: MECP2
Product: methyl-CpG binding protein 2
Biological process (GO): negative regulation of transcription by RNA polymerase II
Cellular component (GO): nucleus; heterochromatin
Molecular function (GO): double-stranded methylated DNA binding; methyl-CpG binding; chromatin binding
Source: RefSeq, a predicted model, not a curated record
CUUGCACCUAGCAGGUGACCUCAGCAAUGAAGUCACUUGCCCUCCUUGAGCCUCAGUGUUGCCCUCAGUUAAACAUUGCUCUCGUGUGUUGCUGAGCAUUCAGUGAGAUUGUAUAUGAAGUGAUCAUUGUGAAGGUACUGGGACAUAAUUUGGGAAAGUGUCCUGGUCUAAGCUUUUGAUUGGCUCUCCAUCAUUUGGGUAAUGGGAUAGUGAUUUAGGAGUACCGUAGCAGGUCAAGGGGCCCUUCUGGAAAGGGUAUGAGGAAGGUCAGGGACAAGUCUGAAAUGAAUCAUCCUGGGCUUAAUGCCUGUGACUGGGCAGUGGGUACAAUUAUCUCAGGCUAGUCAGUAGUCAUUUAUUGUGAGACUACAUGGGCAGAUUUUUUAAUUUCCUUCUCAGUCUAGACUUGAAUGCAAACAGUUCUUAUUGCUAACUUACCACUAGUCACCACUAAUGCACAAAGACUAUGAACAGGAAAUUCAUAAAAGAAGAGAUACAGAUGGCCAAUGAAGAUAGGAAAAGAGUUCUGCCUGCUGGUAAUCAAAGAGAUGCAAACGAAAACAAAAAUGAUGCCUUUUCACCUACCAAAUUUGUCAAGAUUAAAAAGAAAGCAAAGAGCCAGCGUCAGCUGAUGUUCAUACCUGCACCUGCUCGGUAGCUUGCUAAUGUUCUGCCUGCUCCACACGCCAGGCCAGCCUCCACGGCGCAGCCAGGGAAGAAAAGUCAGAAGACCAGGACCUCCAGGGCCUCAAGGACAAACCCCUCAAGUUUAAAAAGGUGAAGAAAGAUAAGAAAGAAGAGAAAGAGGGCAAGCAUGAGCCCGUGCAGCCGUCAGCCCACCACUCUGCCGAGCCCGCAGAGGCAGGCAAAGCAGAGACAUCAGAAGGGUCGGGCUCCGCCCCGGCUGUGCCGGAAGCUUCUGCCUCCCCCAAACAGCGGCGCUCCAUCAUCCGUGACCGGGGACCCAUGUAUGAUGACCCCACCCUGCCUGAAGGCUGGACACGGAAACUUAAGCAAAGGAAAUCUGGCCGCUCUGCUGGGAAGUAUGAUGUGUAUUUGAUCAAUCCCCAGGGAAAAGCCUUUCGCUCUAAAGUGGAGUUGAUUGCGUACUUCGAAAAGGUAGGCGACACAUCCCUGGACCCUAAUGAUUUUGACUUCACGGUAACUGGGAGAGGGAGCCCCUCCCGGCGAGAGCAGAAACCACCUAAGAAGCCCAAAUCUCCCAAAGCUCCAGGAACUGGCAGAGGCCGGGGACGCCCCAAAGGGAGCGGCACCACGAGACCCAAGGCGGCCACGUCAGAGGGUGUGCAGGUGAAAAGGGUCCUGGAGAAAAGUCCUGGGAAGCUCCUUGUCAAGAUGCCUUUUCAAACUUCGCCAGGGGGCAAGGCUGAGGGGGGUGGGGCCACCACAUCCACCCAGGUCAUGGUGAUCAAACGCCCUGGCAGGAAGCGAAAAGCCGAGGCUGACCCUCAGGCCAUUCCCAAGAAACGGGGCCGAAAGCCGGGGAGUGUGGUGGCAGCUGCUGCCGCCGAGGCCAAAAAGAAAGCCGUGAAGGAGUCUUCUAUCCGAUCUGUGCAGGAGACCGUACUCCCCAUCAAGAAGCGCAAGACCCGGGAGACGGUCAGCAUCGAGGUCAAGGAAGUGGUGAAGCCCCUGCUAGUGUCCACCCUCGGUGAGAAGAGCGGGAAAGGACUGAAGACCUGUAAGAGCCCUGGGCGGAAAAGCAAGGAGAGCAGCCCCAAGGGGCGCAGCAGCAGCGCCUCCUCGCCCCCCAAGAAGGAGCACCACCACCAUCACCACCACUCAGAGUCCCCAAAGGCCCCCGUGCCGUUGCUCCCACCCCUGCCCCCACCUCCACCCGAGCCCGAGAGCUCCGAGGACCCCACCAGCCCCCCUGAGCCCCAGGACUUGAGCAGCAGCGUCUGCAAAGAGGAGAAGAUGCCCAGAGGAGGCUCACUGGAGAGCGACGGCUGCCCCAAGGAGCCAGCUAAGACUCAGCCCGCGGUUGCCACCGCCGCCACAGCCGCAGAAAAGUACAAACACCGAGGGGAGGGAGAGCGCAAAGACAUUGUUUCAUCCUCCAUGCCAAGGCCAAACAGAGAGGAGCCUGUGGACAGCCGGACGCCCGUGACCGAGAGAGUUAGCUGACUUUACACAGAGUGGAUUGCAAAGCAAACCAACAAGAAUAAAGGCAGCUGUUGUCUCUUCUCCUUAUGGGUAGGGCUCUGACAAAGCUUCCCGAUUAACUGAAAUAAAAAAUAUUUUUUUUUCUUUCAGUAAACUUAGAGUUUCGUGGCUUCAGGGUGGGAGUAGUUGGAGCAUUGGGGAUGUUUUUCUUACCGACAAGCACAGUCAGGUUGAAGACCUAACCAGGGCCAGAAGUAGCUUUGCACUUUUCUAAACUAGGCUCCUUCAACAAGGCUUGCUGCAGAUACUACUGACCAGACAAGCUGUUGACCAGGCACCUCCUCCCCUCCCGUCCAAACCUUUCCCACAUGUGGUCGUUAGAGACAGAGCAGUUGAGAGGAUACUGCCGUUUUCGGUGCCAUCAGUGCCCCGUCUACAGCUCCCCCAGCUCCCCCCACCUCCCCCACUCCCAACCACGUUGGGACAGGGAGGUGUGAGGCAGGAGAGACAGUUGGAUUCUUUAGAGAAGAUGGAUAUGACCAGUGGCUAUGGCCUGUGCGAUCCCACCCGUGGCGGCUCAAGUCUGGCCCCACACCAGCCCCAAUCCAAAACUGGCAAGGACGCUUCACAGGACAGGAAAGUGGCACCUGUCUGCUCCAGCUCUGGCAUGGCUAGGAGGGAGUCGUCCCUUGAACUACUGGGUGUAGACUGGCCUGAACCACAGGAGAGGAUGGCCCAGGGUGAGGUGGCAUGGUCCAUUCUCAAGGGACGUCCUCCAAUGGGUGGCGCUAGAGAGGCCAUGGAGGCAGUAGGACAAGGCGCAGGCAGGCUGGCCCGGGGUCAGGCCGGGCAGAGCACAGCGGGGUGAGAGGGAUUCCUAAUCACUCAGAGCAGUCUGUGGCUGGUAGUUAGGGACUUAGUAGACAGGGGAGGGGGCAAAGGGGGAGGAGAAGAAAAUGUUCUUCCAGUUACUUUCCAGUUCUUUAGGGACAGCUUAGAAUUAUUUGCACUAUUGAGUCUUCAUGUUCCCACUUCAAAACAAACAGAUGCUCUGAGGGCAAACUGGCUUGAAUUGGUGACAUUUAGUCCCUCAAGCCACCAGAUGUGAUGGUGUUGAGAACUACCUGGAUUUGUAUAUAUACCUGCGCUUGUUUUAAAGUGGGCUCAGCACAUAGGGUUCCCACGAAGCUCCGAAACUCUAAGUGUUUGCUGCAAUUUUAUAAGGACUUCCUGAUUGUUUUCUCUUCUCCCCUCCCAUUUUGGCCUUUUGUUCAUUUCAUCCUUUCACUUCUUUCCCUUCCUCCGUCCUCCUUCUUCCUAGUUCAUCCCUUCUCUUCCAGGCAGCCGCAGUGCCCAACCACACUUGUCGGCUCCAGUCCCUAGAACUCUGCCUGUCCUUUGUCCUCCUGCUGCCAGUACCAGCCCCACCCUGUUUUGAACCCUGAGGAGGUCUUGGGCUCUGCUGAGUCCGACCUGGCCUGUCUGUGAAGAGCAAGAGAGCAGCAAGGUCUUGCUCUCCUAGGUAGCCCCCUCUUCCCUGGUAAGAAAAAGCAAAAGGCAUUUCCCACCCUGAACAACAAGCCUUUUCACCCUUCUACUCUAGAGAAGUGGACUGGAGGAGCUGGGCCCGAUUUGGUAGCUGAGGAAAGCACAGAGGCCUCCUGUGGCCGGCCAGUCAUUGAGUGGCCCAACAGGGACUCCAUGCCACCCGACCUUGACCUCACUCAGAAGUCCAGAAUCUAGCGUAGUGCAGCAGGGCAGUAGCAGUACCAAUGCAGAACUCCCGAGACCCGAGCCGGGACCAGCACCAAGGUCCCCAGCCCUUCCUCUGCUCCCCCUUUUCCCUCGGAGUUCUUCUCCAAUGGAAAUGUUUUGCUUUUGCUCAAUGCAGACAGUGGGGCCAGAACACCACACAUUUUACUAUCUGGUCCGUAGCUGUGGUGUAGGGGCUUAGAGGCAUGGGCUUGCUGUGGAUUUUUAAUUGAUCAGUUUUCAUUUGGGAUCCCAUCUUUUUAACCUCGUCCAGGAAGUCCUUAUCUAGCUGCAUAUCUUCAUCAUAUUGGUAUAUCCUUUUCUGUGUUUACAGAGAUGUCUCUUAUAUCUAAAUCUGUCCAACUGAGAAGUACCUUAUCAAAGUAGCAAAUGAGACAGCAGUCUUAUGCUUCCAGAAACACCCACAGGCAUGUCCCAUGUGAGCUGCUGCCAUGAACUGUCAAGUGUGUGUUGUCUUGUGUAUUUCAGUUAGUGUCCCUGGCUUCCUUACUACGGUGUAAUCAUGAAGGAGUGAAACAUCAUAGAAACUGUCUAGCACUUCCUUGCCAGUCUUUAGUGAUCAGGAACCAUAGUUGACAGUUCCAAUCAGUAGCUUAAGAAAAAACCGUGUUUGUCUCUUCUGGAAUGGUUAGAAGUGAGGGAGUUUGCCCCAUUCUGUUUGUAGAGUCUCAUAGUUGGACUUUCUAGCAUAUAUGUAUCCAUUUCCUUAUGCUGUAAAAGCAAGUCCUGCAACCAAACUCCCAUCAGCCCAAUCCCUGAUCCCUGAUCCCUUCCACCUGCUCUGCUGAUGACCCCCCCACCCCCAGCUUCACUUCUGACUCUUCCCCAGGAAGAGAAGGGGGGUCAGAGGAGAGGGUGAGUCCUCCAGAACUCUUCCUCCAAGGACAGAAGGCUCCUACCCCCAUCGUGGCCUCGCACUCCUGGCACUACCAAAGGACACUUAUCCACGAGAGCGCAGCAUCCGACCAGGUUGUCACUGAGAAGAUGUUUAUUUUGGUCAGUUGGGUUUUUAUGCAUUAUACUUAGUCAAAUGAAAUGUGGCUUCUGGAAUCAUUGUCCAGAGCUGCUUCCCCAUCACCUGGGUGUCAUCUGGUCCUGGUAAGAGGAGUGCGUGGCCCACCAGGCCCCCCCUGUCACCCAUGACAGUUCAUUCAGGGCCGAUUGGGCAGUCGUGGUUGGGAACACAGCAUUUCAAGCGUCACUUUAUUUCAUUCGGGCCCCACCUGCAGCUCCCUCGUUCCCCAGCCUCUUUCCCUUCCAGUUUAUUCCAGAGCUGCCAGUGGGGCCUGAGGCUCCUUAGGAUUUUCUCUCUGUUUCCCCCUUUCUUCCUCAUUCCCUCUUCUUUCCCAAAGGCAUCACGAGUCAGUCGCCUUUCAGCAGGCAGCCUUGGCGGUUUAUCGCCCUGGCAGGCAGGGGCCCUGCAGCUCCCAUGCUGCCUCUGCUUUGGGGUCAGGUUGACAGGAGGUUGGAGGGAAAGCCUUAAGCUGCAGGAUUCUCACCAGCUGUGUCCGGCCCAGUUUUGGGGUGUGACCUCAAUUUCAGUUUUGUCUGUACUUGAACAUUAUGAAGAUGGGGGCCUCUUUCAGUGAAUUUGUGAACAAUAGAAUUGACCGACAGCUUUCCAGUACCCAUGGGGCUAGGUCAUUAAGGUCACAUCCACAGUCUCCCCCACCCUUGUUCCAGUUGUUAGUUACUACCUCCUCUCCUGACAAUACUGUAUGUCGUCAAGCUCCCCCCAGGUCUACCCCUCCCGGCCCUGCCUGGUGGUGGGCUUGUCAUAGCCAGUGGGAUCGCCGGCCUUGACAGCUCAGUGAGCUGGAGAUGCUUGGUCACAGCCAGGCGCUAGCACAGCUCCCUUCUGCUGAUGCUGUAUUCCCAUAUCAAAAGGCACAGGGGACACCCAGAAACGCCACAUCCCCCAAUCCAUCAGUGCCAAACUAGCCAACGGCCCCAGCUUCUCAGCUCGCUGGAUGGCGGAAGCUGCUACUAAUGAGCGCCGAUGCGGGUGCAGACAAUCUUCUGUUGGGUGGCAUCAUUCCAGGCCCGAAGCAUGAACAGUGCACCUGGGACAGGGAGCAGCCCCAAAUUGUUACCUGCUUCUCUGCCCAGCUUUUCAUUGCUGUGACAGUGAUGGCAAAAGAGGGUAAUAACCAGACACAAACUGCCAAGUUUGGUGGAGAAAGGAGUUUCUUUAGCUGACAGAACCUCUGAAUUUUAAAUCACUUAGUAAGCGGCUCAAGCCCAGGAGGGAGCAGAGGGAUACGAGCGGAGUCCCCUGCACGGGACCAUCUGGAUUUGGUUUAGCCCAAGUGGAGCCUGACAGCCAGAACUCUGUGUCCCCCCUCUAACCACAGCUCCUUUUCCAGAGCAUUCCAGUUAGGCUCUCUGGGCUGACUGGGCCAGGAGAGGUCACAGGUACCAGUUCUUUAAGAAGACCUUUGGGCAUAUACAUUUUUAGCCUGUGUCAUUGCCCCAAAUGGAUUCCUGUUUCAAGUUCACACUGGCAGAUUCUAGGACCUGUGUCCUAGACUUCAGGGAGUGAGCUGUUUCUAGAGUCCCUACCAUGGAGCGGGUCUGGAGGACCUGCCCGGUUGGGGGGCAGAGCCCUGCUCCCUCCGGGUCUUCCUGCUCUUCUCUCUGCUCUGAUGGGAUUUGUUGAUUCUCUCCAUUUUGGUGUCUUUCUCUUUUAGAUACUGUAUCAAUCUUUAGAAAAGGCAUAGUCUACUUGUUAUAAAUCGCUAGGAUACUGCCUCCCCCAGGGUCUAAAAUUGCAUAUUAGAGGGGAAAAGCUGAACACUGAAGUCAGUUCUCAACAAUUUAGAAGGAAAACCUAGAAAACAUUUGGCAGAAAAUUACAUUUCGAUGUUUUUGAAUGAAUAAGAGCAAGCUUUUAUAAAAAUGCUGAUCUAAAAAUACUUAGCACUUGGCCUGAGAUGCCUGGUGAGCAUUACAGGCAAGGGGACUCUGUGGAGGUAGAGCCGGCCUGAGGGCAUGACUCUGACCCUGUCUUUUGGGAGUGACCUGGAAGGCCCAGCACCACCCUACUUCCCACUCUUUCAUCUUGACAGAGCCUGCCCCAGCACUGAUGUGUCAGGAAAACACCCAGGGAACUAGGAAGGCACUUCUGCCUGAGGGGCAGCCUGCCUUGCCCACUCCUGCUCUGCUUGCCUCAGAUCAGCGGGCCUUCUGAGCUGGCCUCUCACUGCCUCCCCAAGGCCCCCUGCCUGCCCUGUCAGGAGGCAGAAGGAAGCAGGUGUGAGGGCAGUGCAAGGAGGGAGCACAACUCCCCGCUCCGGGCUCCAACUUUACACAGGCAGAGCCCAGACCCUGGAGGAAAUCCUACCUUUGAAUUCAAGAACAUUUGAGGAAUUUGGAAAUCUCUUUGCUCCCAAACCCCCAUUCCGUCCUACCUUUAAUCAGGUCCUGCUCAGCAGUGAGAGCAGAUGAGGUGAAAAGGCCAAGAGGUUUGGCUCCUGCCCACUGAUAGCCCCUCUCCCUGCAGUGUUUGUGUGUCAAGUGGCAAAGCUGUUCUUCCUGGUGACCCUGAUUAUAUCCAGUAACGCAUAGACUGUGCGCAUAGGCCUGCUUUGUCUCCUCUAUCCUGGGCUUUUGUUUUGCUUUUUAGUUUUGCUUUUAGUUUUUCUGUCCCUUUUAUUUAACGCACCGACUAGACACACAAAGCAGUUGAAUUUUUAUAUAUAUAUCUGUAUAUUGCACAAUUAUAAACUCAUUUUGCUUGUGGCUCCACACACAAAAAAAGACCUGUUAAAAUUAUACCUGUUGCUUAAUUACAAUAUUUCUGAUAACCAUAGCAUAGGACAAGGGAAAAUAAAAAAAAGAAAAAAAAAGAAAAAAAAACGACAAAUCUGUCUGCUGGUCACUUCUUCUGUCCAAGCAGAUUCGUGGUCUUUUCCUCGCUUCUUUCAAGGGCUUUCCUGUGCCAGGUGAAGGAGGCUCCAGGCAGCACCCAGAUUUUGCACUCUUGUUUCUCCCGUGCUUGGGAAAGAGGUCCCAAGGUUCUGGGUGCAGGAGCGCUCCUUUGACCUGCUGAAGUCUGGAACGUAGUCGGCACAGCCUGGUCCCCUUCCACCUCUGGGAGCUGGAGUCCACUGGGGUGGCCUGACUCCCCCAAUCCCCUUCCCGUGACCUGGUCAGGGUGAGCCCAUGUGGAGUCAGCCUCGCAGGCCUCCCUGCCAGUAGGGUCUGAGUGUGUUUCAUCCUUCCCACUCUGUCGAGCCUGGGGGCUGGAGCGGAGACGGGAGGCCUGGCCUGUCUCGGAACCUGUGAGCUGCACCAGGUAGAACGCCAGGGACCCCAGAAUCAUGCGCGUCAGUCCAAUGGGUCCCCUCCAGGAAGUAGUGAAGACUCCAGAAAUGUCCCUUUCUUCUCCCCCAUCCUACGAGUAAUUGCAUUUGCUUUUGUAAUUCUUAAUGAGCAAUAUCUGCUAGAGAGUUUAGCUGUAACAGUUCUUUUUGAUCAUCUUUUUUUUAAUAAUUAGAAACACCAAAAAAAAUCCAGAAACUUGUUCUUCCAAAGCAGAGAGCAUUAUAAUCACCAGGGCCAAAAGCUUCCCUCCCUGCUGUCAUUGCUUCUUCUGAGGCCUGAAUCCAAAAGAAAAACAGCCAUAGGCCCUUUCAGUGGCCGGGCUACCCGCGAGCCCCUCGGAGGACCAGGGCUGGGGCAGCCUCUGGGCCCACAUCCGGGGCCAGCUCUGGCGUGUGUUCAGUGUUAGCAGUGGGUCAUGAUGCUCUUUCCCACCCAGCCUGGGAUAGGGGCAGAGGAGGCGAGGAGGCCGUUGCCGCUGAUGUUUGGCCGUGAACAGGUGGGUGUCUGCGUGCGUCCACGUGCAUGUUUUCUGACUGACAUGAAAUCGACGCCCAAGUUAGCCUCACCCGGUGACCUCUAGCCCUGCCCGGAUGGAGCGGGGCCCACCCGGUUCAGUGUUUCUGGGGAGCUGGACAGUGGAGUGCAAAAGGCUUGCAGAACUUGAAGCCUGCUCCUUCCCUUGCUACCACGGCCUCCUUUCUGUUUGAUUUGUCACUGCUUCAAUCAAUAACAGCCGCUCCAGAGUCAGUAGUCAAUGAAUAUAUGACCAAAUAUCACCAGGACUGUUACUCAAUGUGUGCCGAGCCCUUGCCCAUGCUGGGCUCCCGUGUAUCUGGACACUGUAACGUGUGAUGUGUUUGCUCUCCUUCCCCUUCCUUCUUUGCCCUUUACUUGUCUUUCUGGGGUUUUUCUGUUUGGGUUUGGUUUGGUUUUUAUUUCUCCUUUUGUGUUCCAAACAUGAGGUUCUCGCUACUGGUCCUCUUAACUGUGGUGUUGAGGCUUAUAUUUGUGUAAUUUUUGGUGGGUGAAAGGAAUUUUGCUAAGUAAAUCUCUUCUGUGUUUGAACUGAAGUCUGUAUUGUAACUAUGUUUAAAGUAAUUGUUCCAGAGACAAAUAUUUCUAGACACUUUUUCUUUACAAAAGCAUUAGGACGGAGGGGGGAUGGUGACUGAGAUGAGAGGGGAGAGCUGAACAGAUGACCCCUGCCCAGAUCAGCCAGAAGCCACCCAAAGCAGUGGAGCCCAGGAAUCCCACUCCAAGCCAGCAAGCCGAAUAGCUGAUGUAUUGCCACUUUCCAAGUCGCUGCAAAACCAGGUUUUGUUCUGCCCAGUGGAUUCUUGUUUUGCUUCCCCUCCCCCCGAGAUUAUUACCACCAUCCCGUACUUUUAAGGAAAGACAAGAUUGAUGUUUCCUUGAAGGGAGCCAGGAGGGGAUGUGUGUGCGCAGAGCUGAAGAGCUGAGGAGAAUGGGGCUGGGCCCGCCCGAGCAGGAGGCUGGGACGCUCUGCUGUGGGCACAGGUCAGGCUAAUGUUGGCAGAUGCAUUUGGCCACUCCCCCUGAUGCAGCUCUUCCUGGACAGGCCAGGUGGUGGGCAUUCUCUCUCCAAGGUGUGCCCCAUGGGCAUUACUGUUUAAGACACUUCUGUCACAUCCCACCCCAUCCUCCAGGGCUCAACACUGUGACAUCUCUAUUCCCCACCCUCCCCUUCCCAGGGCAAUAAAAUGACCAUGGAGGGGGCUUGCACUCUCUUGGCUGUCAUCCAAUCGCCAGCAAAAUUUAGAUGUGAGAAACCCCCUUCCCAUUCCAUGGCAAAAACAUCUCCUUCUUAGAAAAGCCAUUACCCUCAUUAGGCAUGGUUUUGGGCUCCCAAAACACCUGACAGCCCCUCCCUCCUCUGAGAGGCGGAAAUAGUGCUGACUGUAGUAACCAUUGCAUGCGGGGUGCAGCAUCUGGAAGAGCCAGGCAGGGUGUCUGCCCCCUCCUGAGUGGAAGUCAUGCUCUCCUGUGCCAGCCCAGAGGCCGAGAGCUGUGGACAGCAUUGCCAGUAACAACAGGCCACCCUGUGCAGAAGGGAGCUGGCUCCAGCCUGGAAACCCGUCUGAGGUUGGGAGAGGUGCACUUGGGGCACGGGGAGAGGUGCACUUGGGGCACGGGGAGAGGCCGGGACACACUUAGCUGGAGAUGUCUCUAAAAGCCCUGUAUCGUAUUCACCUUCAGUUUUUGUGUUUUGGGACAAUUACUUUAGAAAAUAAGUAGGUCGUUUUAAAAAAAAUUAUUGAUUGCUUUUUGUAGUGUUCAGAAAAAAGGUUCUUUGUGUAUAGCCAAAUGACUGAAAGCACUGAUAUAUUUAAAAACAAAAGGCAAUUUAUUAAGGAAAUUUGUACCAUUUCAGUAAACCUGUCUGAAUGUACCUGUAUACGUUUCAAAAACACUCCCCCCACUGAAUCCCUGUAACCUAUUUAUUAUAUAAAGAGUUUGCCUUAUAAAUUUACAUAAAAAUGUCCGUUUGUGUCUUUUGUUGUAAAAAUCAAGUGAUUUUUUCAUAAGGUUCUUUUACUAUUGGAAAAGAUGGGCAGCACGCAGUUUUAUUUUAUUUUUGUAAGUUUUUUAAUACAUGUGAAAGCAAAGAAUACUCAGCAUGCCUUUCUAAGUGACGCGUUUGCACCUUUUGUUGGGAAGUACUGUAUCCUGUGCUGUUAGCAUUCUCGAUAAAUCUCUCUGUGAAAGUGA